Molecule: messenger RNA, 309 nt
Organism: Aspergillus caelatus
Lineage: Eukaryota; Fungi; Ascomycota; Eurotiomycetes; Eurotiales; Aspergillaceae
Exons: 2
Coding region: 131-292 (53 amino acids)
Source: RefSeq, a predicted model, not a curated record
GUCUAAACGAGACCAAAUUGCUUAAUCAAAAGCAAUGACCAUAAUUAUAAUCAACCGCCCACAUCAUCUAUCUAUCCAAUGGUAAUUGUUGUUUAUUACCUCGCCAAAAAUAGGUCUCUGCCCAUGGUCCAUGGCCAGGGGACCGCCCGCAGUGGCGAAUCCGGUUCCGUCGGCGUUUCUCGAGCCACUUUCCUCAAUCAACAAUGCGGAACUUUACCCGACAUUGAAGUCCCCAGGCACCCAAAACCGUUCCAGAGUUCCGGAGCGUCAGAGUACUACAAAGGACGCAUAAUUCUGCACAAAAAGAAC